Hyalella azteca is the source of this 11336-nucleotide messenger RNA. RefSeq names its product Ca(2+)/calmodulin-responsive adenylate cyclase. NCBI's taxonomy places the organism in Eukaryota, Metazoa, Arthropoda, Malacostraca, Amphipoda, Hyalellidae. The transcript is spliced from 29 exons. The record is from RefSeq and is a predicted model, not a curated record. Gene Ontology annotation, cellular component: plasma membrane. Gene Ontology annotation, biological process: intracellular signal transduction; adenylate cyclase-activating G protein-coupled receptor signaling pathway; cAMP biosynthetic process. Gene Ontology annotation, molecular function: adenylate cyclase activity. The coding region runs from base 680 to 7972 and encodes 2430 amino acids.
GUUGAGAUCGUGUCCGUGAACUCUAUUCCCUCUGACCACAUUAUUUCAUGUGCCGGUAGAUGUUAAAUUUACUUGAUAUGAUUCGGUUGCUCUCGGAACAUUAAUUAAAUUCUCAAAUAAGAAUACGCGUGCUCUGAAUACGUUUAUUUAUAUUCAGUUAUAGGGUGAGUGUUUCGAGUGUUUCUAGUGCCGAGUUGUUAAGCGGUCGAGGAAUAAUAGUUGUAUGUGCUGUGAUCACUCAUUAAGUUCAAAUUGUGAUAUAGCGUGGAAUUGUGUAGAAAGUUAAAGAAAGUUAAAGGCAGGGAAAGAGUCUCGAUAUUGAAGUUGUGGCAAUGAAUGUAAAAUCGAUGCUGAAAAAUUUUCCGUUGAUUUGAAUAAGUAAAAGAUUGAGUGUUUUUAAUAGUCUUGAAGCGAGUCACAUCAACAUUAUUCUUGUCAUUGUUCUGAGGAAGAUUACUUAUAAACCUGAUCACAGAAUGAAUGUUUUACGAUCGACCUUGUUGACGUGUGGACGCAAUCAACGGUUAUGUAUAUGAAAUAUAUGAACACAACGUUGGUUCAGUUCAUCAGUAUGCGUUGUAUUGAGACUCCAUUACUCUUGAGAGGAACAUCAGGUUUCAUUUUGACCGGAUUCACCGCGUUGAGGUGCCAGAGCCUGUAGCCACAAGUCCCCACCAGGAUGGACCACCAAGUGAAAGCCAUGGCUCCAUCCAGAGCCCCGCUGUCCCGCACUCAUCUCUUCAGAUUCUUGUGGCAGCGACAACGGUUUGAGAGCGACGAGCUGGAACGUCUGUACCGCCGCUAUACCCUCAAGCUGCGGCAGGCGAGCGUGUCGGCCGCUACAGCUCUGCUGCUGGCCGCUGCUCUUCUGCUGGCAGCGCUCCAUGUCACAUACGACCACAGUGCCUCGCCUGCACCCAUUACGCUGCUGGGGGUGUCGGUGCUGCUGACGGCGUUGCUGGUGCUGCUGCAAACGCGUCACGCCAAGCCACGUCACCUCCUGCCUGCCUGCUGGCUGCUGCUCGCCCUGGGCGCCGGCCUCGCCGCCGUCAUGAUGCCCUAUGCCCAGAUGUGGGUGUGGCGCGGGUGGCAGCGUGUGAGCACAUGGGGUGAAGGAGUGUGGGUGAGCGUGUUCGUGAGUUUCGUAGUGUACGCUCUCACCCCGCUGCCGACACCCGUGGCGCUCGUGUACGGCUGCUUGCUGCCGGCGCUGCAGCUGCUGCUCGCUGCCCUGGCCGCUACGCCGGUACCACAUCUCUACUGGCAUCAGCUGCUGGGUAACGUGGUGGUGGCGGCGUGCGUUAACGUGGCGGGCGUGUGGCUGCACCGGCUCAUGGAGAGCGCCCAGCGACGCGCCUUCCUCGACACCCGCGCCUGCAUCGCUGCGCGCCUCGCCAUGGAGGACGAGAACGAGAAGCUGGAACGCCUGCUGCUGUCAGUGCUGCCNAGCUACGUCGUGGCUCACUGGCUGGCAUACUUUAAAAUUACCUAUUAUUCGGUCCUGCUGUCCAAGCUCAAGUUCCGAUAUGACGAGAACUUUGUGUUCGACAGCCGCCAAUUGCAAAGCCUCAAGUGCCACAUCGGUCCUGUUGCUGUAGACCGUGCGUCUGGCACGCACACCGCUCUGCCCACUGUACCACGCAGCCUCAAGUGCCCCAGCGGUCCUGUUGCUGUAGACCGUGCGUCUGGCACGUGUACCGCGCUGCCCACUGUGCCACGCAGCCUCACGUGCCCCAGCGGUCCUGUUGCUAAAGUUACUGCGUCGCAGCGUCGGCUGCUGUUGAUGAGUGCGCCUCUCGCCUGUGGCGUGCAGUGCGCCUCUCGCCUGUGGCGUGCAGUGCGCCUCUCGCCUGUGGCGUGCAGUGCGUCUUUCGCCCGUGGCGUGCAGUGCGCCUCUCGCCCGUGGCGUGCAGUGCGCCUCUCGCCUGUGGCGUGCAGUACGCCUCUCGCCCGUGGCGUGUAUCUCCGCUGCAGACGCUGCCGAGCUAUCGAUCCUGGGUGUUGCCACUCCCGCCACUACUGCCGCUCCUGCCACUAUAUUGCCGCUGCGGCCACUCCUGCCAUACUGCUGAUGGCCACUACUGCAACUCCUUCCACUCCUGUCGCUCAGGCUGCUCAUGCCAUUUCUAGUGCUUCCGUCACUACUGCAGCUCCUGCUACUGCUGCCAGUUCUGCUACUUCCACCCAUAUUACUAUUUAUGACGCAUCUCCUACUGCUGCCACACUUGCCAUUGCGCCCACUCCUACCACUCCGACCGAUACUACUUCUUAUGCACCUGCUAUUUGUGCCACUCCCGCCAACAUUAUUGUCGAUCCUGCCACUCCUGACAAUCCACACCAGCUCAACAUAUCCAUUACCAUAUUGACCGAAGCUCCUAAUUUUGUACACUUUCUUCUGACGGCAGCUGGCCGCUGGCUCAUCUUGUUCGCUGACAUCGUGGGCUUCACGGUGCUGGCGUCGCAGUGCAGCGCUCAGGAGCUCGUGCGCCUUCUCAACGAACUCUUCGGCAGGUUCGACCAGCUCGCCGAUGACAACCACUGCCUGCGUAUCAAGAUCCUGGGCGACUGCUACUACUGCGCCUCAGGCUUGCCAGAGCCGCGCUCCGACCACGCCGUGUGCGCCGUGGAGAUGGGGCUCGACAUGAUCGACGCCAUCGCGUGCGUGGUGGAGGCCACGGACGUGCAGCUCGCCAUGCGCGUAGGCCUGCACACGGGGCGCGUGCUGUGCGGGGUGCUGGGGCUGCGGAAGUGGCAGUACGACGUCUGGAGCGAUGACGUCACCCUCGCCAACUCCAUGGAGGCGGGGGGCGAACCAUGGCGAGUGCACGUGACCCAGGCGACCGUAGACGCUCUCGGGGGUGCCUACGAGCUGGAGCCUGGCGAGGGCCACACUAGGAGCGCCUACCUCAGGGACAAGGGCGUCACCACCUACUUCAUCGUGCCGCAGAACCGCCGCAGGAAGAGGAACAUAUUUUUCCACCCUUACUACGAGCUAGAGCGGCCAUGGCAGCACUCAUCGCUGUUGUCAGACAAGUUGAAGCGUCCGUUCAAGAAGCGGCACUCUUCCCUCCCUCACACCCCCAGCAGCCGCGUCAACAAGUACCUGGCGCAGGCCAUAGAGGCGCGCAGCGUCAACAGGGAGCAGGCCACGCACGUCUCCCUCGUCACCCUCUGCUUCAGGGACACCAACAAGGAGAGACAGUACCACGACGAGCCAGACUCAGGGUUCGGGUCAUCGCUGCUGUGCUCGCUGCUGCUGCUGCUGCUGACGGCGGCCCUGCAGGCGCUGCUGCUGCCACGCACGCUGCUGCUGCUCUUCCUCUUCCUCGCCGCCUUCGUCACCAUCGCCGUCACCCUCAUCGUCCUCCUCGCUUCCAGACUGCGUGUCAGCACCUCGGAUCCCUCGCGCAGCUUCGGCCUGCGUCUGGCGCUCACCAUCGCCGCCGUCGCCGUCAUCUACGUCAUGGCGCAAGUCAACGCUUUCAGCUGCGAGCUGCCGACGGGGCCCUGCCACAACAUAAGCGAGUUGGCGACGUCGGGCCACGGGUCUUCAGACGGGAGUGGCCGAGUGGUGGCCGGCCCGCUGCUGGGGGGGACCGGUGGCUCCCUGCGCAACUUGUGGUGCCCCCUGCCGGAGUACAUCCCCUUGUCGUGCAUCCUUAGCUUCCUGACGGUGGCGCUGUUCCUGCGCCUGCCGGUGCUGGUGAAGCUCCUGCUGCUGCUCUGCAUGGCCGUCGUGUACUCCUUGCUGGUCUUCGCGACACACGUGCCGCUCUUCACCUGCUACGACGCCAGGGUCGGUGCGGUGGUGCCGCUGGAGGUGAUGGCGGUGGUGCAGGUGGUGCUGUUCAUGGUGGCGGUGCUGCUACACGCGCGUCAGGUCGAGUGGACCGCCCGACUUGACUUCCUCUGGCAGAAACAGUUCCGCACCAACACGGACCUGUACCACCAGAGCUACAGCUGCGUGGGCGUCAUCUUCGCGACCAUCCCAAACUUCCGCGAGUUCUACGUUGAGUUGGACGUCAACAACCAGGGCACUGAGUGUCUCAGGCUCCUCAAUGAGAUCAUCGCUGACUUCGACCAGCUGCUGGACGACGAGAGAUUCAAGGCAGUAGACAAGAUCAAGACGGUGGGGUCGACGUUCAUGGCGGCCGUAGGGCUGAUGCCUGACCACAGGAUCCAGGAGGACCACAGCGACUCUGUGGGCUACUACAUGUGCGUCCUCGCUGAGUUUGUGCUCGCCUUACGAGACAGCCUUGCCAACAUCAACGAGAACUCCUACAACAACUUCACCCUUAGAGUUGGCAUGAACAUGGGCCCGGUAGUGGCCGGGGUGAUCGGGGCCCGUAAGCCCCAGUACGACAUCUGGGGCAACACCGUCAACGUCGCCAGUCGCAUGGACUCCACCGGUCUGCCGGACCACACGCAGGUGACCGAGGAGGUGUACAACGUGCUGCACAAAUAUCCCUACGACUUCCAGUGUCGCGGCACCGUUAAAGUCAAAGGCAAAGGCGACAUGACGACUUAUUUCUUGCUUGGCCGCGCCCAGCCUCCCACAUUGAGGGUGCAGGACCUCCCCCAGCGCAGCAACACCCCCUGGCACCAGCAGCAACAGAUGCAUCAGCAGCAACAGAUGCAUCAGCAGCAACAAAUUCACAAGCAGCAUGUGCACCAGCAGCAACAAAUACACCAGCAGCAACAAAUGCAUCAACAGCAACAAAUGCAUCAGCAACAGCAAAUAACUCAGCAGUAUCAGUAUGGCUCCUCGUUGCCGUACGAGGACAAUACUGCGCGUCAUCACCCCCCUCCUGAAGUGCCACCUCAUGGACGUCCUCCCAAGAACGGAGUGCCGCUCAAGCAAGUGGUCCGCAACGACAGCGUCUCCAGGGACUCCUACUGUGACCAGGUCGCGGUAGUCAACAUGAGCCUCAGCCAGUGCGCUCCUUCAUCCAAGGGCAAAGACUUGGUUGCAGCAGACUAUGUAAGCGCAGGACAACAUUCCUGCGAACGUGAACCUCUUCUGGUGACGCCGGGUGCUUCUGCCGCUCUUGCGGCGCACGUGCUGCCCAGGUCUUCUGUUGCGGCACAGCAGCAACAGAAGCAGCCUGCGCGCUACGUUAACCAACGCAAUGGGAACGCUUCGAAGAGCAACAACCAAGAGUCUCUGGUGCUGAAAGCUGCUCACAAACCUCAUCAGCUGCAACAAGAACUCCUGGGACCUCAAUCUGAUAGAAAGCAACAAAUGCACAUGCCUAGGUCACAACAGAAGUACAAUAAUCACCACCAUCAUCAUCAUGCUUAUCAUCAUCACGAUAAAUCUGCUCAGCCUCACAACCAUCAUCACCACCACCAUCACGCUCAGCCUCAGAAAAAAUGGCCUGUAAGUUCUCACUUUCCUGAGUGGGAUCAGCGGGACGUUGAUCGCCAGGGAGCAAACUGGAAGUCUCGUUCAGGAGGACAGAUCCGAACUCGGCCGCCACCUGAGGCGGGGCCGACGCGUCACAAGCCAAACUGUCGAGCAGCGGCGGCCGCGGCGCUGGCUGCUGGUACUGCUACAGACGCCGGUGGUGGUGCAGGUCUUGUGCUGCCCGGCUUGCCUAAGCAUUAUCAGGUGGAGGAGGCUGGGGUACGCAGCAAGCUACGCAAUCUCACCCGCCAUUACAGUGACGACAGUCUGCCCGGCUCCUCCAACCGGGAGCUCCACGCCGCGCGCAUACACUCCUCCGCUGACGAGAUCAGCUCCGUCAACAGGUCGCCCAGUAUCAGCUCUUCUGACGAGAGCUUCUCCCGCACUGAUUUCUCUCGAACAGAUGCCGACUCUCCGUCACCGGAACGUGCGCCCUCUCUCAACGAUGUGAGGUUCAAGUACAUGUUUGAAGACAUGAACCCUCCUGAAGACGGAGCGACCGCUCGUUUUAGGGAAGUAUCUCCCCAUCUAUAUUCUGAUUAUCUGUCAAGUGUGAAAGCUUCUAGUGAUGAGAGUAGCCUUCGGUUGAAUAGUUUAACUUUAGAUUCUUGUAAUCAGUCUCAAUCUAACGUUGCCAAUGUGUGGAGAGAAAGCGACAUUGGGCCUCCGUUGACCGAUGGCGAUAGAUUGCGACGUGACGAUGUGUUUAUACCCAAAUUACGAGCUGAGUUUUCCAGUGAUAAAGUCAAGAGAACAAAAACGGCUCCUGCGUCUUCUAAGGCAGAAUCUAGUACAGCUCGUAGCAGUGCGUCGCCUGCCAGUGAUAAAUUAAAGCAAAGUUUGCAUUCUAGUUUCAGUGAAAGUGACAGAACUUCUCCUUAUCGCGGUAAUAUGUCAGGCAGUGCCAGUAGAUUGAUGAGUCUUGAUCGCAGUGCUCGGCGAAGCCACGCCAACACUUCGGAGAAUGUCGAGGCGGUGUCAAAAAGGCGUUCACUGCCUCGGGAUUGCGCUCGUAAACCUCCAAGUUUCGCGGAACAGUUCAGCAGUAGAAAAGCAUCUAGCAUGAGAGACCACGACAGGACUGACGGUGGCAGCCGGGAGAGCGACCGGAGGUCAUCUGAGACGCAGCGGUCUUCGGAUUGUGACAGUCAAACUGAACCUAAACGAACUCACGCUCGCAGUGCGAGUGGUGAUUUAGGCUGUCAGAAACGUGUUGGAAUGAGCCCUACCUUCGUCAGCAUUGACGAAAAUGGCUCCUCUGCCGCGGCCAGCUCUGACAGGUAUGGCCGCUCACCUCACGUGCAUUGCCCACAUUUGAUCAGUCCUACAGGAUCAAGCCAAGGAGAUCAUUUAUCCUCUUAUCUUGAUUGCUUUUCAAGCGACAAAUCGCAGGGUUCUGGUAGCACCUUAGAGGGCUACUCAGCCUUACAGAGGUUGGCUAAGUUGCAGGAGAACGCCCUUUUGUCAUCCUUAGAAAAACUUAGCGCCCGAGGCUCGCCGCAGUUCAGUUGCGUUUAUGACCCGACAGCAUCGACGCGCCUCUCGAGUUACGAGACUGGCAAGGAGGGCAGCCUUAUGAGGCGCAAGGGUCACCGCACGAGCAGCGCGCGCCGCUGCCCCGCGCCCACCACUGACGACGACAGCGAUGACGUGGCCGCCUUCGAGGAGGCCGAGGCCAGGCUCGUCGACCACCCGUCCUCCCGCCGCUUCUCUCCUGAUAAAAAAAUCCUAGCUUCCAAAAGUCCGCGCCCAAGCCCUACAAAAAUGGAUGAAGACGCCUGGGUUAGAGAAGGCAACCGAGGGACCGUACCGCACAGCAGCAGCAGCACCGAUAGUCCCUCGACCUCGACGGCGAGCACGAGCGGCGGCACGACAACGACGGCGCAGGCCACGGCACCGCUGUGCUUUAUCGUAUCCAAUACGGCACCUGAAGGCGGCGUCACUAAAGGGCUCGGGCUGGGGGGCAAGCUCGGGCUGAGCAGCGCGUGUGGCGGCGGAGGGGAGACGAGUCUCUCCGAGUGCAGCGAGGAGGAGGACGGCAACGCGUCUGAGCCGCUGCUUGACAUCGACCAGGACAGUACGGGGUACACCACCGACGACCCGGCGCUUGAUCAGGCCUCUAUGAUGAACGACGCAGGAUUGACCGACGCUGAAGGUGCGCUGAGCGACGUCAAUUCGCUGUACAACGACGGCCCUCUCUGCGACGGCGACGACACGAGCAUCUCAAGUCGCGCCUCUUCGCGCAUAUUCGACGACGCGAUGCUGAGCUACGACGCGCUCUCUGCCUACUACCACGCUGACUACGACAGCUACAAGGGCCCUGGCAGCGCUCAGGAUCCUCCAGACGAGAACCAACAGCUCCUUCAUGUUGACCUCAGCCGCAGCCCUCGCAACAACAUAGACGCUCUCAGCGGGGACAGUCUAGACAAAUUAGACCAGUGUUUGAAUUUGGGCAAGACGGAUCCAGCGGCCAUUAACCUACAAGAUAUCCGCUCGGUAUCUGAGAGCAUUACUCUAAAUUUCGGCAAUUCUAGGUUUGACAGUGAACUCGACAGCGACGUAUGAUAUUUAGCUUCCGAGAGCGUGUACUUGCCGCGCCUUAGUGAGACCACCGUGUAGCGUUUAUAUGCGUGUUACUCGUACGAAAUAAGCUCUGCUUUCUGAGAUUAGAUCUCAUUUUUAAUUACUUUAGUCACCAACAAAAUCCUUGCCAGCCGCUCUUGAAUUCCCAGAUUAUUCAUCAGCCUUCUGGUACAAUUGACCUUUCAUUAACUUUUAAAGCACCUAAUUUAUGUUUGAGUUGAGCACGCAAAAGUUUGUUCUGCGUAAAGUGAAACUAUUUUGUUGAUCGCUAGAUUACUAUGGUGAUAUUUAAGCCAUCUUGAUUUUAUGCUUAUUUAUUGUGCUUUUGUUAGUGUAGCUCAUGGCGAUUGAUUUAUUAUACAGCUAAUCUAAGAUGGGAAACUGAAGCCGUUCAUGUAGUACAUUGGACGAUGCGGGCGUUAUGGAGGUGCUGCGCGUACAAUGUACAUCUGAGAAAUGAUUUUACCUGCAUUGCAUUUUGCAGUUUCAUAUGCUUAUUAACUCUGAUUCUUUUUUUUUCUCGAAUGACCAGUCACUCACAUGGGAUUAUAAAAACAAGGCAGGAAAAAUUACUUCAUUCCUACAAGAACAGAUCGAGUUGACUCAGUUCGGUGUGCCGUGCGAGGCUCGGCUGAUGGAACUAGUCAUGCAAUUAUACAAUAUCGGGACUAAACUUCGUCACUCUACUCAUGCUUUCGGAUAUUAUAAGUUACCAAAGACUUCACUGUUCAACCCUCAUUGAAUAUAAUGAAUUUAAUCACUGGAACUAUACGGUAUUCAACGUACGUCAUGGAGUGUUGCUCAGAAGUGCUUACAAUAUUUGUGAGAUCUGUUGCAGUGUUCUAAUGUCGUUACCUGAGAUGAACAUGCAAUAGCACGAUUAACCUAAGUUUUAUUAUUGUAAAAAUAGUUUUGGCGCCUCUGUUCGACGUGUUUGUGUUGAACCCAGAAUAGAGAAUGAUUUAUAACAUAGUCAAACAUCCAGCUGUUCCUUUGUUUCUUAGAUCCGUAGCUUCAACCAACCGCAGCUCAAUUACUAAGCUCAAGCUGCUUUAUAUUUAUUGAGUUAAUUUAUAAGUUGAAUGCGUUAAAUUAUGGAUUUGCCUCUCAUGAGCUCGGGACUGUGAGUUCCUUUAAAAUUUCAGCCUCUGCGAAUGCUUCCGAAUUUGUUGUAUUGUUUGCUUCACUGCAGGUCCUGACCCGUGUUGCGCGGGCACGUGUUCGAUACUUCAAUUAUUAUCUGGUACGAGGGAUGAACCUGUAGCAUUAUUUUCUUCAUGAGAUUGUCGAUUGUCAGAAAUAGCUUGCUUUUGUCGUUUCAUAUCGACGAUUUCAAGUAGGUGACUCGUUGAAAUGUAGUGAAUGUCUCUAAUGUACACAUGUUCUUUCUAGAGUCAAGAAUCUCGAAAGAAAAUAAAUAUAUUUAUUUUAUAGUCAAGAAUCUCGAAAGAAAAUAAAUAUAUUUAUUUUAUAGUCUAGAAUCUCGAAAGAAAAUACAUAUAUUCUUUCUAAAGUCUGGAAUCUCGAAAGAAAAAAAAUUUAUUCAUUCUAAAGUCUAGUACCCGAAAGAAAAUAAAUAUAUUCAUUCAAUAGUCUGGAAUCUCGAAAGAAACUCAUGCAGGCUAUACUUCAUAUGGGAAUAUUUUGUCAUUGCAUUAUGUUCGAUGUUAUUUUAUUCGUAGAGAUGAAAUCUUAGCAUUAAAAACUUGUUAUCCAAUUGGGUCAGCUUAAACUCGACUGAAUUUUUAUCAAGCGAUACAACUAAGAAUAUUUUAUAUCAUUUUACACAAAUGUAAUGCCUUGCUUUGAGGUAGUGCUAAUAUUUUUAAUUGUUAGAGGAACAUGUGGGUAGAGAGUGGGAGAAGCGACAGCAGGACCAACACUGUUCUUGGCAACAAAUGCCGUGUUGUCGUGAUAUUACACGCAGAGAUGCCCAGACCUGCGUUGUGUCUGAUGGUCUUAAUGCAGCGGCUGUUGUUUGUAUCAUUUCUGGCAGUUAUAUGUUGGUAGUACUGUCGGUGAUGGAAAUACCUGUGAAGAAAAUUAAAAUGUUCCUGACAAUGAAGGUAAAUGUAAUUUAAUGGUUAUUAACAGGUGCUUACGAAAGAAAUCUGUUGGUUGGUAUCAUUGUUUAUGAUAGGAAUUUGUUGAUAACACUGCCGAUGAUGGUAAUUUGAUUGAAGUUUUUCAGGCAGUGCUGCGGCUGAACGCGUGUACAUAGAUAGUUAGAGCCCUAGUCGUGUUGUGCAUUUAAGGUUGCAGUUAUCUCUCCUUUGACGAAGUAUAUGCAGUAUUUUUAUAAGCAUACAUAACAUAGUUCAUACAUAAUUAUUUUAUGAACUGGAAUAAUUUGCAUCAUUGCUGUUGAACUUCGUUUCUAAAACGUUGAUGUUGCUUAGUAUUUCGCCAUUAUAAGUGACCGCUAUCACGUUCACGUUCUACGUUGCUCCAACAUAUUAACGCCAUUGUUGUUGCCGCGAGAUUAGUGUUUAUUAUAAAGUAUCUUUGAGCGGCCACAUGGUUGCAAGUAUCAAAUAUAUUGAUCUACAGGUGAGACGCUGUCAUCAAUUGUUCAGUGUUGAAUACCGAACGCCUUCAUCUUUCCCAUCCAACAGAAGCGCUCCCAUUCACGUAUAACAAACCUUGAUGUUUACAUCGCUUCUGUGGAGCCAAGUAGUGUAGUUUGUGGUCGUGUAAGUUGAACAUUUUCAAUUAUUAAUUUCGAGUGUAAUGUUCUUAUGAUUCUGGUCAUUUUUAUUCCUCAGCAUAUUUUUUAAAUUCCAUAGAUGAGAUAAUUCUUCCUUAACGGUUUAGUUUCUCACAUUUGACAAUACUCAGGUACAUUUGUAUCGUGUCAAAGUUGCUACUAAUUGAUUAGUUGUGCAGAAAUACGAUUUAUUUUUAUGUACUCACCGGUGUAAGUAUUGAAGCGAAAUACUGCAGGCUUAUGCUUAAGAAAAUCACCCUCGGUGAAAAAGGGUUUGAAGUACUUAUGACUCCAUUCGAUAUACUCGAGUUUCUCGUUCAACGAUGUAAUUUGUUAUACUGCUUUCACAUAUGGAUCGAGGACAGGCAGAUUCAGUUGCCCAUCGCAGCUGCUAUUCUGCAGUGCAGGUAUUCUCGAUUUUGAACUCCGUUCGCGCUCUGGUUAAUCAACGCUUGAAAUUAUUGUACAUCUUUCCCGAUGUAUACUUAGGCGUAAAUAUUUUUGGAAUCGGCAGCUUGUUCUAAAUAAAGAUUAGUUUCAGUGAAGUCCCGAGUUGAGAUGCGAUCGCAACUCAUAUCCAAACCACUGGGUCGCCUGCCGAAGACCACCACUGCCCUGGAUGUAAUGGACCAUCAUGAU